UGGGUCCCAGCUAACCCGAUCCUCCCCUCCCUCAUCCCCUAGACCAGGAGUCUGGCCCUCCAUUGAAAGGACCCCAGGUUACAUCAUCCAUUCAGGCUGCCCUUGCCACGAUGGAAUUCUGUAGCUCCUGCCAAGUGGGUCAAAUAUCAUGGUUCAGGCGCAGGGAGGGUGAUUGGGCGGGCCUGUCUGGGUAUAAAUUCUGGAGCUUCUGCAUCUAUCCCAAAAAACAGGGGUGUUCUGUCAGCUGAGGAUCCAGCCGAAAGAGGACCCAGGCACUCAGGCCACCUGAGUCUACUCACCUGGACAACCGGAAUCUGGCACCAAUUCUAAACCACUCAGCUUCUCCGAGCUCACACCCCGGAGAUCACCUGAGGACCCGAGCCAUUGAUGGACUCGGACGAGACCGGGUUCGAGCACUCAGGACUGUGGGUUUCUGUGCUGGCUGGUCUUCUGCUGGGAGCCUGCCAGGCACACCCCAUCCCUGACUCCAGUCCUCUCCUGCAAUUCGGGGGCCAAGUCCGGCAGCGGUACCUCUACACAGAUGAUGCCCAGCAGACAGAAGCCCACCUGGAGAUCAGGGAGGAUGGGACGGUGGGGGGCGCUGCUGACCAGAGCCCUGAAAGUCUCCUGCAGCUGAAAGCCUUGAAGCCGGGAGUUAUUCAAAUCUUGGGAGUCAAGACAUCCAGGUUCCUGUGCCAGAGGCCAGAUGGGGCCCUGUAUGGAUCGCUCCACUUUGACCCUGAGGCCUGCAGCUUCCGGGAGCUGCUUCUUGAGGACGGAUACAAUGUUUACCAGUCCGAGGCCCACGGCCUCCCGCUGCACCUGCCGGGGAACAAGUCCCCACACCGGGACCCUGCACCCCGAGGACCAGCUCGCUUCCUGCCACUACCAGGCCUGCCCCCCGCACCCCCGGAGCCACCCGGAAUCCUGGCCCCCCAGCCCCCCGAUGUGGGCUCCUCGGACCCUCUGAGCAUGGUGGGACCUUCCCAGGGCCGAAGCCCCAGCUACGCUUCCUGAAGCCAGAGGCUGUUUACUAUGACAUCUCCUCUUUAUUUAUUAGGUUAUUUAUCUUAUUUAUUUUUUUAUUUUUCUUACUUGAGAUAAUAAAGAGUUCCAGAGGAGGAUAA
Gorilla gorilla gorilla (western lowland gorilla) is the source of this 1127-nucleotide messenger RNA. It is a transcript of the gene FGF21, whose product is annotated as fibroblast growth factor 21. Gene Ontology annotation, cellular component: extracellular region. The record is from RefSeq and is a predicted model, not a curated record. Lineage: Eukaryota; Metazoa; Chordata; Mammalia; Primates; Hominidae. The coding region runs from base 388 to 1017 and encodes 209 amino acids. Gene Ontology annotation, molecular function: fibroblast growth factor receptor binding; growth factor activity. The transcript is spliced from 3 exons. Gene Ontology annotation, biological process: fibroblast growth factor receptor signaling pathway.